Molecule: messenger RNA, 7640 nt
Organism: Coccidioides posadasii C735 delta SOWgp
Lineage: Eukaryota; Fungi; Ascomycota; Eurotiomycetes; Onygenales; Onygenaceae
Source: RefSeq, a predicted model, not a curated record
AUGGCAUCACAAAGGUCUCAGGAGACAUCAAGUCCUUCCGCAUCCUCCAUCUUCCUCCCCCUCGGUCGGCGAUCUCGACGAGGCUCCGUUGCCUCAUACAGCACCCAAACUGAGAGGGAGAAUCUGACGGAAGCUCUCGAUCAGAUCCACAAUGCAGCUUCCAAUUCCGAUACCCUCACCGUUUUCAAUGAGUUCACGAACCCCCCCGUACCCUCGUCCGCCACCGAUAACAAGACUGGCGUCGUGGGGGAUCUGCAGGGUGGCCUGAGUGGACUCUAUAGCCUUUUACGAGCAUCCGUCGGUGGUGUUAAGGACAUGGUUGGGAGUUCAACGAAAGCGGCCGAUUCUGAAGCUACGACGGCAAAGACUCUUCAAUCUCCGCCAUCCCAGCUGAGCCUAUCCGCGUUGGGAGCCACUGAAAACCAGCGGUCAUCGUCGAAUUCGGCACAUGCUUCUAAAACACAGUCGCCACUAGCGGGGACAUUCUCGACCCACCACGGAGGAAUGACGAGUUUCUCCGCCCCCAAAUCCUCCAAAAUGUCCUCCAAAGCCCCAAGUAUUUCCUCAAAGGCCUCGAUGCCAUCCGUUGGCGCGCUAAAACCGUCUCUCAGCUCCCUGACAAAGGUUUCUCCAUCUUCAGCUGUGGACCCCGCCGUUAGUGAGGUUAAUGUGAACGCUGUCAGACCCGGGCCGCAUCACACACCGAGUAAUUCGGGCAGCUUAUCAGCGAGUAUCAUGACAAAUGCAGAUUCAACGGCAUCCGACCGCAUAGAUGGUUCUCUACAGAUGUUGUCGCUGCAGUCAUCGCAAGAGCUGAAGACUAGUGUGUCAACUCGUCCUCCAGAGCUGUUGGCCAACACCGGCAACGAAGCUCAUAUUUAUGAGGAGAGAGAUCGCGUUAUACCCGGCACAUUACACUCACGAGGAACUUUACCCCACGAACGGACUUUGUCACCGAGAAAGCCGUCCAUGACUGAUUCUCAAAACGAAUUAACAGAGCUUAACACCGCGUUUCCCCACUCCCAGUGGGACGAUAAAGAACCAGAACUUGACAAUAAUGUUCAGCCUCAAGUAGGAAACUCUACUACUUCCUUCUCCGUGGAUGCCUCACCUGUGCAGACGUCUAUGACAAACAGUGUCGCAAAACUAUCGACUGGUGAGAGCUCGGUCAAUGAUACUAGAACCGCCACUGCCGCUACAUCGGUGUCUAUGACGGACAGGGAGCCCUCGUCGGGUCACUCAUCUCGAACGUCUCUCAUAAAAUCACGAGAGAAGGCGACGCCUCGAAUUAGCCAAAGUCGUUUACCAGGAUAUGGGCCCUCCCGUAUGCUAUCCUCAACGUCCUCCGGUGCUCGUUCAUCUACGGCCAUUCCUCACAUUUCAUUCGAUACCCCGGAGCCGGUUCGUUCCAGCCAAAGUGGUACGAGGGUGUCGCAGGACCUAGAUCGCUCGCAAAGGGGCAACUCUACACCUUUUAGAAGAAAACUCUUAAGUAGAGAAUACUGGAUGCGAGACGAGAAUGCUAAGGAUUGUUUCCAUUGUGGAGAGCCUUUCUCCACGUUUCGAAGGAAGCAUCACUGUCGAACAUGUGGUCAAAUUUUCGACUCCAAAUGCACAUGCAUCAUCUCGGGAGCCCCGUUUGGCCAUUCUGGCUCUAUCCGAGUUUGCAAACGUUGCGAGGCUGUGAUUAACGGUCAUGAAUCCGACUCUUCUGAUUACAGUGGCGAUGAUUUGAGUCCAGUAGUCUUCAAUUCCCGUAAUUCGGAAAGCCUAGGAAAUGCCGUCAAGGCUAGACUUUCCGCCGAAGACGAUGAUUCUUCGUCCGUUGUCUCUCAAUCGGUUGAUCAGGUUUUGAAAACUCCGACCAUGGCUAUUCCUGCGACACGGCGCACAGGAGAUGGAAAUAAUCGUCGCUCUGCCAUUCUCGAAAUAGAGUCUGACCGCCCGCUUACGAGGCCCACAUCCUCUAGGUCGUUACGAUCCUCUUUAAAUGGAAGAGCACUCUCCGUCUCUCAUAAACGGCACCAUUCCAGAACCCAAUAUAUCCGCAACCUAAAAUCCUAUCAUGAAGACAAAGCACCUUUUCAGCGCCGUGUCGGGGAGGACUUUCCCAGCAACUCUAAGCUGCAUGCAUUCCAUCGAGAUAGCAUUAUCGACCCUGAUUUGGCGCAGUACCUUUCAGACGAUGCCUCAAGCGCCGACGAGCAACCAAAUUUGUUUUCUGUAGUCUCCGAUGGACCUCUUUCCAAGAGUAGUGGUGAGGGAGAGAAGGCAACCUUUGGAGGUUUCCUUGCAGCAGUAAAAAAGGGCCGUUCCCGCUUUGGUGACAAGUCUGGAGGAACUUACUCUGGCCGAGAUUUGGAUGAUGGAAGCGUUAGCAGUUCCCGAGCUGUAAACCCGGGUCGUUCCCUUAGAAGGCGAAAUUUGAGCGUCGCAAGUAGCGUCCAUCAGCGCUUUUCACCAAGACCUUCUAAAGACACUCCAUCAGUCGUUCAUUAUUUUCAGGAUCCCAACAUGGCUACAUUCUCUGCGACCCAGCCAUCUGGUCCCGGAGGAUUUAAGAUGACAAGAAGUUCAUCAAUGAGAGGCGCUGGCGCUCCUCCGAUUGAAUUGAACCGAGCAAGUCUUCAGCAUGUAAGAAAGCUCCUUCGACAGCUGCUAAAAGACGCAUCUAUACCGCACUCGCACAGCUGGGAAACGGCUCUACUGCCAAUUCUUUUAAAGGCCACUGAUGAUGUUGAACCUGACGUUCAACAGGGCGAUGACAUGGACAUACGACAUUAUGUCAAGCUCAAGAAAAUACCAGGUGGUCGGCCAGGGGACACAUCUUACGUAUCUGGCCUUGUCUUUACGAAAAACUUGGCUCUGAAAAGUAUGUCGAGAAGUAUCCCGCGACCAAACAUACUCAUUAUCACUUUCCCUUUGGAGUACGCGCGGCAGCAACAGCAUUUCAUGAGCCUGGAGCCAGUAAUUCGCCAAGAGCGUGAGUUCCUGGAAAAUCUUGUUGGAAGAAUAUCCGCGUUGCGACCCAAUGUUCUUUUAGUGGAGAAGAAUGUAUCCGGCUUGGCUCUGCAGCUCCUGGAAAAGGCAGAUAUUGCAACAGCUUACAAUGUUAAGCCAUCUGUCCUCGAAGCGGUGUCAAGAUGCACUCGGACCAAGAUUAUCACGUCGAUGGACAGGCUUGUUGCUGCGCCGGCAUACCCUGGUCAAUGUGGUAGCUUUGACGUCAAAACAUACGUUCACAACGGCCGAAAGAAGACAUACAUGUAUAUCUCUGGGUGUCCCAAAGAGCUAGGUUGCACAAUUGCGCUCCGAGGGGCUAGCAACGAGGUCCUUAUGAAGAUUAAGCGAAUCACGGAGUUCAUGGUCUACGUUGUUUAUAACCUCAAACUCGAGACCUGCCUCAUGAGGGAUGAAUUCGCGAAGAUCCCAACGUCGCCACAGGGAAAUACUCCAUCGAUGAAGCAUAGCCCCUCGGCCUCCAUCAGUGGGAAUGCUGAAUCUAAACUCUUGGCAGAAAGUGGUCCAGGAGAUAUUCCCAACACAAAGGAGAAAAGCCAUGAUCAUCAAACUAGCCAGCCAGAUCUUUCGGUGAUGACCGCAUCUUUAGAUGCUCAAUGCACUAAGCCGGAUACUUGCCAGGAUACUCCAGCCCCUGAAUUCUACGAAGAUAUGGUCGAAAAGCAUCAAACAAAAAUCCUCUCGGCUUCUCCUUUCGUUAAAUUUCAACAACCGUACCUCUUGAUGCGUGCGAGGGAGCUUGAAAGGCAACUUGCAUAUCUCAAACGCCUUCGUGAUCAGGAUUUUGCAGCUCACGCGCCAAUCGAUGAGACUGGAAAAUCUCAGAGGUUUGUCCUUAUUACACCUGAAAUGAUACACGAGUCACCGUCAGGCGCCUCGAAAAAGGCGAAAGAAGUCCUGCAUGCAGUGCACGAUGCAGAAUAUGACAGAGCCUUAUAUAUCUACCAAACGCAGAAACGACAAUGGGAAACCUAUAUAUCCGGCAACAGUAAUCUUUUCGAUCCUUAUGCGCAUCAGAAUAUCGUCGUUCUUUAUAGCUUGGUGUGCACGACCACGUCCAUCCCUUGUUCGGGACCAGAUCUCUUCGCCCUCGACUUCUAUAAUGACCAUGGCUCAGAUAGGAUUUUCGAGGCCGAUUGCACGUUAGGCCAGUAUGUGGAGGAUUUAUGUCACAAUGCAAAUACUGUAUGCACAGUUAAUGGCUGCGAAGAACGAAUGUUUGACCACCACCAACAAUACGUGCAUGGUGACGCUCAGGUUAGCAUUUUCGUCCAGCCAUAUCCCUCAAAACUUCGCGGUUUGCAGGACACAAUCCUCAUGUGGAGCUGCUGCAAGAAAUGCGGAAAUGAAACACCCGCAAUGCCCAUGUCGGACAGUACCUGGAAAUACUCCUUCGGGAAAUAUCUCGAGCUAUCCUUUUCUAGCGCAGACUUGCAUAUCCGAGCCGGAGUUUGUUCUCAUGAUCUGCAUAGAGAUCAUUUGAGGUAUUUUGGCUACAAAGACGUCGCGCUUCGCAUUCACUAUGACCCAAUUACUCUGCUCGAAAUCAUAGUGCCACGCCCGCGCGUGACGUGGAAAGUGGACAAGGACCUUCGGCUCCGAAAUGAAAUCUUUACCAAAGCUGAGUAUCGAUUAACACGCUUCAUGAAUUCAGUUAAAGCGCGGUUAAAAGGAAUGAACGUCGAGAGUGUUGUUCCGGAAAUGGUCCAGUCUUGCAAGCUAGAGAUUGAGGUUCUUCUGAAGAGAGCCAACGAGGAGCACGCCACUCUUCUUAAGCAGCAUCAGGAAAUGUAUAUGAACUCGAGGUACUGGGAAACCAUCCCUCUAAACCGUGUGAUCUUAUCCAUGCAGGAAAAGGUUGUUGAAUGGGAUGCAACUUUCGCCGAGUUUGAGCGCAACUAUUUCCCAUCUGAAAAGGAUAUUAAGCGAUUGGCAGCACUACAGCUCAAACGGAUUUUCCUCGAUAAAGAUGUGUCUGUUACCUCCCUCACUUCUGGUGAUGAAACUCCAGCGACGACUCCGGAGCCUGACGAACAAGGCACUGAAGUUAAAACUUCUCCGGGCAUGAAACGGAGGAUGACGUUAUCCCCGCAGCAAGCAAAAAGCGUUCUCGAGUCUGUUGUGGAGGAGCAUUCUGGCCGGUCGAACAAGGAUCACGAUAGCGAGAGACAACUAUCGCCUUCCCUUGCCCCUAAGGAAGAAGCAAAUACUCCACCGGAAAUACCCAUGAAUCCUCAGGAUGGUGUGCAGCAUUUGGAUUUGGCUAUUCCUAAUAGCAUUGCUGAACGACUUUCGCCGCCAAAGGAAACUGCUGAAAACUCUAGUGACCAGCGUAACCUCCUGGAGCAAAUUUCUGAAGUUACACCGCCGAGCUUGAAUGCAGACGCCAAUGAAGCGGAAGCCUCGUCGAAGGUUGAAAAGGACCCACAGCCCGAAGAGGUUUCCGAUAAUCCAGGCGAUGAUAACAAUUCCUCCGAAGCUACGGAAGAAAUGACUUCUAAACCUCCUCCAUCAGGGAUACCGCGCCCUUCGGGUGAGAAAGGGAUUCGGAGAGCCACUACUCCUCCCCCCAAGAAUGAAGAAACCCCUUACUAUCAUACCGAAGAAUCAAAGCCAAAAGGAGCCGAAAAACGGCUUUCGGAACGACUGGGGUUGUCGUCUUUAAAACCUAGCAAAUUGACAUCGGGGCAUUCUCUGAUACCGCGCUCUAUCCCCAGCAAGCCUAACUCAAAGGUUUCCUCGCUUGCAAGACAUUUUGAGCAAUUGAGUCGCGAGUUCGAGAAAGAACGGCAAAGGGAAAGGAGACAACGAGCCGCGCAGGGGAAGCAGUCACGUGCAUAUCCAAUGGCAUCCUCGAAUCCAAUCAUGGAAGUUUACAAGAGCGUGAAGGAUGCAGUUGACCCCUCAGACGAAGACUUCCUGACAAACCUGCCUUCGGGAGCUCCAUCGAGGGAGUCGACCAGCCUAACCGAUGGAGGGGAGAAACGUGUUGUUCCUGCCGAUCACCCACCAAAGCCCGAAGAGCCUCAGCCGGAGUCUGAGCCAAGGCCGUCUGAGGAGUCUUCGCGCGAAGGUAGUCAGCCUCCCUCGGAACCUGAUGGUGAUGGUGAGCAGAGUGAAACUGAGAAAUGUCUGCUUGAAGAGUUUCAUUCAGCCGAAGAUGCGAAUAAUAUACCUGCCGAUGAAAUUGCAUUGGAACUAAAGGAGCUGCCGAAACAUGAACGGAACUCUUUGGUUAAGAUGCUUGCCAACUUUUGGGCAGAGCGCUCCGCGAGUGGCUGGGCACCUCUUGACUACCCCUUGAGCGAUUCAGAUCAUGUGUUUGCUGAUUGUGACAUAAUUGUCCGAGAAGAUGAACCGAGCUCUUUGAUCGCGUUUGCUUUAGACUCGGGCGACUACAAGCAGAAGCUUCGAAGCAUUCAAGAGACUAAUGAGAUGGCCCAGACGAACAUUUCAACGGAAGUUGGAAGUCCCGAUUCUCAACCAGAAGUUGAGCAGUCGCUGCUGCGGAGUACGGGGACACACCUUAAGUACCAAUUCCAGGAGGGCAGCGCGAAAAUGCUUUGCAAGAUAUUUUACGCGGAGCAGUUUGAUGCCCUUCGGAGAAAAUGCGGCAUCUCUGAACGCAUCGUGGAAUCUCUAUCUCGCUGCAUGAAAUGGGAUUCCAAAGGCGGCAAAACUAAGUCCCUCUUCCUGAAGACACUUGAUGAGAGGUUCAUCCUCAAAUCACUAUCGACAGUUGAGACUCAGGCUUUCUUGAAAUUUGCGCCGGCAUAUUUUCAGAUUAUGUCCGAAGCUCUGUUUCACGAACUCCCCUCCGCAAUAGCCAAAAUGUUUGGCUUUUACCAAGUCAUUAUCAAGAAUCCCACUACCGGAGUAGAAUUCAACUGGUUUUUACUACUCAUGGAGAAUCUGUUUUACGAUCGCAACCCCACCCGUAUAUUUGACCUCAAAGGCUCCAUGCGUAAUCGCAAGGUGCAGAGUACAGGGGAGCAGAAUGAGGUCCUUCUCGAUGAGAAUAUGGUUGAGUUUAUCUACGAAAGUCCACUUUUUACAAGAGAGCACUCGAAGAAGCUUCUCAGCCAGAGCGUCUGGAAUGAUACAUUAUUUCUCGCGCGCCAGAAUGUCAUGGAUUACUCCCUUAUGAUUGCGAUUGAUGAAGGUCGUCAGGAGCUUGUUGUCGGGAUCAUCGAUUGUAUAAGGACGUACACCUGGGAUAAGAAACUGGAAUCAUGGAUCAAGGACCGUGGAUUUGCUGGUGGCGGCAAGAAUCGUCCAACAGUGACAAGUCCCAAGGAAUACAAGAAUCGUUUCCGUGAGGCGAUGGCGAGAUACGUCCUUCAUGCUCCAAACCCCUGGCACCAGUUUCAGAUUCCAAAUCUAGGGAAGCCAGCCCCAAGUGCGCUCGAUGGAAGGCAAGAAAGUGACCUCGGAGAUCGACAGGCUGAACUAAUAAACGAUUUAUGAGACGAUGUACUUUUGUAUGAUGUACGACAGUUCUGAGAGCGAGCUACGAAAGAUGUCAGCGUGUUUCAGUUCUUGGCAUAUUUAUCCACACCUUUAUGUAUUUCCUUUUAAUCACAUUUUAGAAGACAAAUUACAUGUCAUAAUUUCAGAAU